AUGUCUCCCUCUCGCUCAACUCUCGCCACCAUCAUCAACAAGACCUCUCUGGAGCUCACUCUCCAGACCGACAGUGUCGACCACGGAAUAUGGUCCCAGAGCCUGAGCCCCCCCUCCAUCAUCGGUCCCGACAGCCAGGGAAAGCUCCAGGCUGAGUCUGCUGGUCUCUGGACUGGUGACGAAGGCUCUGUCUACUACAGCAGCCCUGCUGGUACCUUUUACUUCCAGUUCGACAACCCCUACAGUGGCUCCAACAGCUACGAUCAGAGUGCUCCUGCCGGCUACACCAUCACCCGCUCUGGAGGUGGUGGUGACAAUGCUGCUGUCACCUGGAUUAUCGACUCAUCCAACUAG
Messenger RNA from Fusarium coffeatum, 354 nucleotides. RefSeq lists its product as uncharacterized. NCBI's taxonomy places the organism in Eukaryota, Fungi, Ascomycota, Sordariomycetes, Hypocreales, Nectriaceae. The transcript has 2 exons. The coding region runs from base 1 to 354 and encodes 117 amino acids. The record is from RefSeq and is a predicted model, not a curated record.